AUGGAAGACAAGAAAGCCACCACCACCGCCGCCGCCUCGCCCGUCGAUGAGAAGCUCGAAGAAGUGAAAAAGCUAGACGUCCCCGUGACAUCUCCCGAAGAUGUCGAAUCCGACAGACGCAUCACCCAGAAAUUGGAUUUCCACAUUCUGCCCUGGGUCUUCGUUCUUUGGCUGCUAGCUUUCAUCGACAGGAGCAAUAUCGGCAUGAGCCUCCCCCCCUCCCCACCGCCAUUCCUCUGAGGCUCUCUUCAGCGCUGAUUUGAUGAAAAAUGAACAGGCAACGCCAAACUCGACGGUCUUGCAACAGAUCUCCAUCUCACUGGGACAAAGUACAAUGUCGCCCUUACGGUCUUCUACAUCCUCUACGUCCUACUCGACAUCCCCUCGAAUUGGCUCCUGAAGUACGUCGGUGGCGGCCGCUAUCUUCCGCUGAUCGCGAUCGCAUGGGGAAUCGUAGGGACGUGCAUGGGCGCCGUCAAGAGCUAUGGAGGCCUGAUAGCGUGUCGACUGUUGCUCGGAGCCUGUGAGGGAGGCAUGUUCGGAGGCAUCAUACUCUAUCUGAGUAUGUUUUACAAGAGACACCAGCUCAUGUUCAGGCUCGGCAUCUUCUACUGUGCGGCCCCGCUUUCGGGUGCUUUUGGUGGGUUGCUGGCAACUGGGCUGGCGGAGAUAAGGUAUGGAGGCUAUCGUGGAUGGCCGUGGAUCUUCUUCGUCGAAGGCUCCAUAACUAUCGUGGUAGCGAUGGUCGCUUUCCUCUUCUUGCCGAAUACGCCCGGAGCCGCCAAGUUCCUUUCCGAAGAGGAGCGAGACCUUGCUGUCAGGAGACUGCAUAUCGAUCUAUAUGGUGAUGUGGGCGUCGUGAGCGUCGAAGAAGCAAAGUUCAGCUGGGAGGAAGUGAGUUCCUGCCACUCCGUGAGCGGUCUCAUGUCUGAUGCUGACUUGAGUGCAGGUCCGCGUCGCCCUUCUCAACGUCAACACCAUCGUGAUGUCCCUCAACUUCUUUCUCAUUCUUGUCCCAGUCUACUCCUACUCCCUUUUCCUGCCGACCAUCAUCUCCGGCUUGGGCUACAAACGGGUCACCGCGCAGCUCCUCACUGUGCCACCGAAUUUUGUGGCCUUCUUGAGUGUGAUUGCAUUCGCCUGGACAAGCGACAAGAUCAAGAAGCGUGGACCCCUAAUUGCGGCUGGCCUCUUGAUCGCAACAGUCGGAUACAUCAUGCAACUGGCCAGCGACGACAACGCUGUCAAAUACGCGGGAACAUUUUUCGUUGCAGUUGGCGCAUUUCCUUGCAGCCCUCUUGUCCUGGCUUGGCUGGGUAACAAUCUGGCACCACACACCACAAAAGCAACGGGUCUGGGAUGCCAAGUCGCCAUCGGCAACUGCGGCGCUUUCGUCGCGACAUUUACCUAUCUCAGCAAAGACGCGCCAUCGUAUACCACCGGCCAUGCGAUCAACCUCGGAGCCAUCGGUCUGAGUAUGAUGUUGACAGUGGGCAACAUCCUGUACAUUCGCCGUGAGAAUAGCCAGCGACGUCGCGGGAAGAGGGACUACCGCCUUGCUUCAGCAGCAGUCGGAGGAGAGCGCAGAUUGGGAUGUCGCCAUCCGAAUUUCAAGUACACAACAUAG
This is a messenger RNA of Lecanosticta acicola, 1627 nucleotides long. NCBI's taxonomy places the organism in Eukaryota, Fungi, Ascomycota, Dothideomycetes, Mycosphaerellales, Mycosphaerellaceae. The record is from the annotation of a GenBank genome assembly.